AUGGUAAAUGAAAAUUUAAAACCAAUAAUAGAAAAUAAACCUUUUGAGAUAGUUCAAGAAUUAAAAGACGAGUAUAAAAUUCCUAGUUAUGAGGAAUUUGUGAAAGGUUAUGAGAAUGAUGGCAAUCUUAAUUAUGGUGAUUUAAGUGGUGGUAGUGUUGGAGAAGUGAAAGGAUAUGGGCCUUAUGACCUUGAUGCACAAACAAAACUCCUAGUCAGUGAUAUCAUGCCACUAAUAAUUGUGGUGGUCGUCGAUGAUAUAAAUGAUGGAUAUGCAGGAGUAAGCAAAAGUGAAUUUGGAAGUGCCUUGGUUGGUUUAAAUAACCUUUGGAAGGAUAAGUCCCCCACAGUUAAAAGAUAUGUAGAAAAAAUGAUAGAUAAACAAUUAGAGGAGGAAGGAUUUGAUUACGAAUAA
Messenger RNA from Racocetra persica, 414 nucleotides. Lineage: Eukaryota; Fungi; Glomeromycota; Glomeromycetes; Diversisporales; Gigasporaceae. The record is from the annotation of a GenBank genome assembly.